This is a messenger RNA of Caenorhabditis briggsae, 627 nucleotides long. The coding region runs from base 1 to 627 and encodes 208 amino acids. NCBI's taxonomy places the organism in Eukaryota, Metazoa, Nematoda, Chromadorea, Rhabditida, Rhabditidae. The transcript is spliced from 2 exons. The record is from RefSeq and is a predicted model, not a curated record.
AUGUUCGAUCCUUCCUUGAGCCCUCAUCGUCUGAGCACUCAAUUCAAGCUCCGAAAAAGAGCUGAAAUCUCGGCAAAAGCCAGCUUCAUUUUUGAGACAAUAUUCAUGGUCAUCACCAUCAUCUGCUAUGUCAAAGUCAUCCAUCUGAUCCAGGAUACUGACGUCGAGAAUCAAUUUAUUCAGGGCAACGGAACAGAUGUGGUCCUCAUGUUUCCGGAUCCAGCACUCGAUCGUCGUAUCUCGGAACUUCGAGAGGAUUACUUUGUCUACGGAGCAGAUGUGAUUGUCAGAAGUUUCUUUUGGAUGGUCAACAUCAAAAUCAUCGCUCUCACCGUUCAUCGAUUCGAUUCUCUCGCUGCCCGCCUUUCACGAACCAUGACUUUUGUACGUGUUGUAUCCGGAUUGUUUGCUUCGGGAAUGCUCAUGAGAAGCAAGGUGCUCAUGGAUUCUUCAAGCUUAAUUGUCUACGAUGCAUCUUCUCAUUUCGUCUUCCAUCUGGUUUAUACUCUCGUUGCCAUCCUGCUUCACUACGACUUCGUGUACUCGUUGGAGAAAUGCUGGCACUACAAUCGUCAGGAGCAGCUCGAGAUGUUGGCUCUUUACGAAGAAGGCCUUGACGAUAAUUGA